AUGGACCGCCAACAGAGGGAUGUCAAUGUGGCCUUAGAAGCGGCCAUUCAAUUGGCACGAGGACAACCUGCACCUGCCUCCCAACCGGAUCAGCCACCCAUCACUCACCCUCAACAAAAUCCACAUUCAGAGCAUCCCCAGUAUCACCAUAAUCCACCACAACCAAGGAAUCCUCAAGGACCGGAGCAACCUCCAGUUGCUCAACAGGAAAGACCAGUCCAAAAUCCUGAGCAGCAACCACCCUCUCGAGUUGAUCGAGAUAACUCUCAGCAGCAAAGGCAGAAUAGGGUCGAGCAGCUUCCCAGAAGCCCUAGAUGCCAGACAGCUGAGGAGAAAAACCCUCCUAGCAUGGGACAACGUCCCUCAGGAGACAGAAGACAGGCGGAUUCAGGCUUUGCGGUCAAAGGUCCCCCACGACAUAGUAAUGUCAGAGGACCUACCAACCAACUUAGGCCCCCUUGUCUAUCGAGACAUACCAGCGGGGAGAGAGGGAAACAGUGCGAACAGGAGGUUGCACACUCAUAG
Humulus lupulus (European hop) is the source of this 525-nucleotide messenger RNA. RefSeq names its product glutenin, low molecular weight subunit-like. The transcript has a single exon. Bases 1 to 525 code for a protein of 174 amino acids. The record is from RefSeq and is a predicted model, not a curated record. NCBI's taxonomy places the organism in Eukaryota, Viridiplantae, Streptophyta, Magnoliopsida, Rosales, Cannabaceae.